Pristis pectinata (smalltooth sawfish) is the source of this 3213-nucleotide messenger RNA. It is a transcript of the gene psmg1, whose product is annotated as proteasome (prosome, macropain) assembly chaperone 1. Gene Ontology annotation, biological process: proteasome core complex assembly. Gene Ontology annotation, cellular component: endoplasmic reticulum. The coding region runs from base 29 to 871 and encodes 280 amino acids. The record is from RefSeq and is a predicted model, not a curated record. The transcript is spliced from 7 exons. Gene Ontology annotation, molecular function: proteasome binding. NCBI's taxonomy places the organism in Eukaryota, Metazoa, Chordata, Chondrichthyes, Rhinopristiformes, Pristidae.
GCCUGCGAGAGGCCGGACUUGCCCGGUAAUGGCCACGUUUUUCGGGGAGGUUGUGUCCGUCUUUUCGCGGGCGGUGGAGGAGGAGGAGGAGGAGGAAGAUGAGGAGAUCAGAAGGGAGUUGGCCGGAUGCAGAGAUAUUUCCAUCCAGUGGGGUUCAGAGAGCAGGACAUCGACCGAAGACACAGCCAGUCUGAGUUUCCCUUGCUCAGCUUUUCUCGUUGCUGUUGGAGAUAAUGCAGUUGGGUUUCUGAACUCCUUCGUACAGUGCUGUGGGAGUUGGGAAGUUAUUGGAGCUGUUACAUUGUGGAACGAACAAGUUAAGAGAAAAAAUACUUUGGAUAAGCAGUUUCCACCAGAUUCAUCAUGCCUUCUCUACCGACUGACAUCUAAUCCAACGAUUCUGACCUGCCAGUGUAACUGCUACGUGGCUGAGGAUCAGCUCUUCCAGUGGGCUGAGAAGGUUUUUGAAAAGAUCCAGAGCAGAAACCUAAAUGUCAUAGUGCUGUCAAGUUCUUCUGUUACUGAAUAUAAAUCAUCCAGGUCCAUUCCCAGCAUCCCUGUACCUUUCCUUCGAGCCCUGAAGACAAAUGCACUGCAGGAGACUCUCCACUGCCAGUUACUAGAACAGCCCAAUGUAAUUUCUGGGCUCCCAGCAGCAGUUCUGACCUACUGUCAGGUUCGACAGAUACCUGCUGUACUCUACCAUUGCUACAGUGACAUUACAAAACUAGAUACUUUGACAAUAGAAGCCUUUAAGCCAGUGCUUGCAUGUAGGAGCUUGCAUUCUUUGGUAAAGGAUACUUCACGAAGUGCAGAAAUACUGAAACAGCUAGUUGAUGCCAACAAGAUCCAGAGCAACCUGUAUACAUGAAACUGUAACAAUUCCUAAUUACUUUGUAAAUUAAUGCUGGAGUGGAUUCCAGAAGGACAUUAUUUGCUACCUGGCUUUAGUGAUGUUUUAUUAAAUAUUGAAAUAAUAAACCACAGCAGUUUUGUUCAACAAUGUUUUAAAGUAUUUUGAUAAACUGUGAUAAGUACUGUAAAUCCUGUCAGUUUAUUUCUUUAAUUUUGUCCAUGAAGUUUUUUUUCUUGCAGUAUUUGCUUAUUUCUAAGCUCUGAAAUCUAGCCUAGUCAUUUUGCUAAAUGGUCCUAUAUGUUGGUCAGUUGUUAAACUAUGCAGAGAAAAAGGUGCCUUAGUUUUUCUUUUAGAUCAUUGGCCUGUUAUUUGCAAGAGUGGUAGGAGGAAGGGGAAGAGAGAGCACUUUCACAUAUCCCAAAUUUUUAAAAACAGUGACCAUUUGCAAAUUAGAAGGAUCUGUCCAUGUUAACUUUCCGCCUUGGAUCUGCUGUUGAUUAAACUAAAAAUCGUCCGCGCACCAUCGAAUGAUUACGCAGCUGUAUCCACACAAGUUAUUUGAUGAUGAAAGAUAAAAUGGCUGGAUAUUGAGAAAUAAAAUGCUGGAAAUUUACUGCUGGUCCCUCGGUGAUUGUAAAGAGGAAAGAUGCUUUGGGCACAGGUCGUUUAUCAGAAUGAAUUUAAAAAACUAGCUGCUUUGGGCUGGCAUCCAGGGACAACAGGAAGGUGAUUCCAUGUGUGCACGAGCACUCCGCUGACAAUUAAACCUGUGUGAGAAUUUCCACUUCCCUCAGAUCAGUCUGUAUCCACAUUGCUGCAGCUCCACACCAAUAACUAAUACCUUUAGUAUUGAGGAUGCUUUCUUUUGAAGUAUUUGGGAGGAAAUACUCUGUAUUGGAAUUGCUUCCGGAGGACAUCCUUGCCUUUAAACUACCAGUGGCUGAACAGAAAACUAUCUAAUCCUCCUCCCACUUUUGUCUGCAAAAGCUGUUUUAAGUCAGGAAACUGAUUCCAAAAACUGAUGAAACGUUCCUUUGGUGUUAAAGGUGGAGAGAAGGAAAUAUUACAUCACUGGAAAUAAAUUGAAAGCAAGACGAAAGGAAACAGGUGAAGAUGCAGCGAUGGAGGGAAUGUACAUCCUGUGCUGGUUUGCAUAUGGCCAAUUGCUUUGGCAAUAUCUUCUGCAGGAUGUCACUGUGCCGUUACCCUUGUGGUGUCAGCCUUAUCUCCCCAGUUAACUAUAGAUUGUGAGUCAGCGGGGUUUCUACCUUCAAGCCAGGUAGAAACGCCGCUGACUCACAAUCUAUAGUUCAACUGGGGCACAUCAUCUGGAUUGUAUUUCAAAGGGGAUGCCUUCUAGAUGAGGUGUAAAAAAAAUAAUUAGGCUUCAUCUGUCUUCUGACAACAGGGGAGUUAUGCUGUAUUGGUCAAUGUUUUAGCCUCAACCAAUCUAAUUGCUCUUUUGGGAGCCUAUUUGCAAAUGGGUGCUGUGAAUGUAAGCACUUGAGCACUUAAUUGCAAACUUAUUCAUGUGAGAUUGCAGGACAGAAAGAAGAAGUGUGAAAUAUAGGCAGAAAGUUUGUCGCAAGAAGAUAAGAGAAGUCAUCUGGGCUGUACUCCGAGCAAUUAGUGUUAGAACCUACUCUUCAAACCAGGGUAGCCUAGUGCUGCUGCUUCAUAGCUCGAGGGACCCAGGCACCAUCUAACUUUGGGUGUUGUCUGCACAGAGCUUGCAUGUUCUCCUGGGUGCUCUGGUUUCCUCCCGCAUCCUAAAGCUGUGUUGGUAGGUUCAUUGACUACUGUAAGUUAGCCCUUGUGUAGUUAAGUAGCAAAGGAAUCAAAGAGAAGUUUCAUAGGCCUGGACAUAAGGAGAGGGGAAAUGGGACUGAUGGUAUUGUUCUGUGAGCUGGCAUGGAUCCAAUGGGCCAAAGGGCCUGUGUCAUAACAAAACAAAAUAAGUAAAUAACCCUGGCUUCAUGCUUCUUGUCUGGGGAUGUUUUACUUUCUGAAAAGACCACAGAAGGAAAUACUAAGAAAAUACUUGCAAGUAAAUUGAAAGAUACUUGAGUUCCUGGUUAACUAGGAGACUGGAGCAUGUGCAGUGGAGUUUUUUUCAAUGAUGGUCAUGCAAAACCUUUCUUAUGAAAGGUUAUCAAUGUAAAGUAUUACCUUUCUUUCCACAGAUGCUGCUUGACCUGCUGAGGAUUUCCAGCAAUUUAUUUAAAACAGUAGAUUUGUUACAUCUGUAAAUAGCAGCAUGCAGAAAUCACAAAACACAGAUAUGCAUUUAUAUGUCUACAUCUGUGGUGACUAUGGGAGAGUGUUGCUACAGGCUGUAAAUUAUAUGGAAUUAUUAA